Punica granatum (pomegranate) is the source of this 1806-nucleotide messenger RNA. The record is from RefSeq and is a predicted model, not a curated record. NCBI's taxonomy places the organism in Eukaryota, Viridiplantae, Streptophyta, Magnoliopsida, Myrtales, Lythraceae.
CUUCCACUUCCAAAGGGGGAGAGAGAGAGAGAGAGAGAGAGAGAGAGAGAGAGAGAGAGAGAGAGAGGAGGAGAUGGGAAGAGCAUUCGUGUACGUAAUACUGGGCGGCGGAGUAGCUGCCGGCUACGCUGCUCUCGAAUUCGUGAAGCGGGGGGUCUCCUCCGGCGAGCUCUGCAUCAUCUCCGACGAACCCGUUGCACCUUAUGAGAGACCUGCAUUAAGCAAAGGUUACUUGCUCCCAGAAGCUCCUGCUCGUCUCCCAUCAUUUCACACUUGCGUUGGUGCAAAUGAAGAAAGGCUGACCCCCAAGUGGUAUAAAGAACAUGGAAUUGAGGUGGUCCUUGGAACUCGGGUGAAAUCUGCUGACGUGAGGCGCAAGACGCUCUUGACUGCCAUGGGAGAGACAAUAAGUUACAAAUUUCUUAUCAUUGCAACAGGUGCUCGGGCUUUGAAGCUUGAGGAAUUCGGGGUUAAAGGAUCAGAUUCUGAAAAUGUAUGCUAUUUGCGGGAUCUAGCUGAUGCAAACAGAAUAGUUGAUGUGAUGCAUUCUUCUGCUGGUGGCAAUGCGGUUGUGAUUGGCGGUGGCUACAUUGGGAUGGAAUGUGCUGCAUCUCUGGUCAUUAGUAAAAUAAAUGUCACGAUGGUUUUCCCAGAAGACCAUUGCAUGGCCCGACUUUUUACGCCAAAGAUCGCUGCAUACUAUGAGGAAUAUUACAUGGCUAAAGGAGUGAAGUUUAUAAAAGGAACUGUGUUAUCCUCAUUUGAUAUCGACUCCAAUGGAAAGGUGACAGCUGUCCUUCUUCGGGAUGGAACUAGACUCCCUGCGGACAUGGUUGUGGUGGGAAUUGGUAUUCGUCCGAAUACAAGCUUGUUCGAAGGUCAGUUGACUCUCGAGAAAGGCGGAAUCAAAGUGAAUGGGAAGAUGCAAUCAAGCAACAGCUCAGUUUAUGCAGUGGGAGAUGUCGCUGCUUUCCCUGUCAAAUUAUUCAGUGAAACUCGAAGGCUUGAGCAUGUUGACUCAGCCAGAAAAUCUGCGAGGCACGCUGUUUCUGCUAUAAUGGAACCUGAAAAAACCGGAGAUUUCGACUACCUUCCCUUCUUUUACUCUCGAGUCUUCACUCUCUCGUGGCAGUUUUACGGGGAUAACGUAGGAGAAGCUAUCCACUUUGGGGACUUUGGGGGCAGCAAGUUUGGGGCCUUCUGGGUGAGCAAGGGCCAGCUAGUUGGUUCCUUUCUCGAGGGAGGGACCAAGGAGGAGUAUGAAGCCAUAGCUAAGGCCACAAGGCUCAAACCUGUGAUUGAGGAUACUGCUGAGCUAGAGACGCUGGGCCUGGAGUUUGCUUUGGCAGUCAGUCAGACGCCAGUCCAAGCACCACCUCAGCCCACCGAGGUCAGGGGCCCGAGCCUUAUCCUCGAGAAGCCACUGUAUGUGUGGCAUGCAACAGCAGGUGUCAUAGUGGCUGCAUCAGUAGCUGCCUUUGCACUGUGGUAUGGGAGGAAACGCCGGAGGUGGUGAGAGCCAGCUAAAGCGGGUAUAUUGAAUCUCGCGAUGAUACUCAGACCAAUGGAUGCCCCUUGUCGGGGUAUCGACAGGGUAGGAGACUACAUAUACUAUGUGGAUGCCUUUGGAUGAUGCAUUACAUAUGGCCACAUGUGUAAAAGAUGUAGGGAAACAAUCAAUUCACCUCUCAUUUGAAGCAAUAACAUUGCUGUUUAGGCUCGCACUUUCUCAUUGGAGGAGUGCUCCGGCUUCGAUGAUAAAUAAGAUGAAGAGGUCCAUAGCUGAUAAUCGAGCUUUAUUGCUUA